CGCCUGUGUUUAGGAGAUACGGGCGGCAACUAGGCUUCGGGUGGUCGUACAGCCGCCAGCCGUUUCCGCGGAGCCGUCCUUCCCAGCUGGCGGCGGCUCUUGCCCGGUCCAGGUCGGCGAGGAAAAUGGCGCCGGCGCCCCGAGGCGUCCGGGAGGAGCCGCUGCUGCAGUGUCGGUGCGGACCCCUUUCCCGGCUCCUCUUCCUCGCGCAGGCCUUCCUCCUCCUGCUGCCGGCCGCCCGGGCAGGCCUGUGCCCCGCGCCCUGCGCCUGCCGCAUCCCUCUGCUGGACUGCAGUCGCAGGAAACUACCGGCGCCGAGCUGGAGGGCGCUGUCGAGCCCGCUGCCCCCCGACGCCUUCAGCCUGGAUUUGAGUCAUAAUCGGUUGUCUAACUGGAACAUCAGCUUGGAAUCCCAGACAAUACAAGAGGUGAAAAUGAAUUAUAAUGAGCUAACCGAAAUCCCGUAUUUUGGAGAACCAACCUCUAAUAUUACUCUACUGUCAUUAGUCCAUAAUAUAAUUGCAGAAAUAAAUGCAGAGGCGUUCCAGUUUUACCCUGCUCUCGAGAGUUUAGAUCUCAGCUCAAAUAUAAUAUCAGAAAUUAAGACAGCUUCAUUUCCUCGAAUGCAGCUUAAAUACCUGAAUUUGAGUAAUAAUAGGAUAACUGUUUUGGAGGCUGGUUGCUUUGAUAAUUUAUCGAGUUCUUUAUUAGUGGUGAAGUUAAACCGUAACAGAAUUAGCAUGAUUCCACCCAAGAUCUUCAAGCUACCUCACCUCCAAUUCUUGGAACUUAAAAGAAACAGGAUUAAAGUUGUGGAAGGGCUAACAUUCCAAGGCCUUGACUCCUUAAAAUCUUUGAAAAUGCAGCGGAAUGGAAUUAGCAAACUUAAGGAUGGAGCUUUUUUUGGCUUGGAUAACAUGGAAGAAUUAGAACUGGAACAUAAUAACCUUACAGAAGUGAACAAGGGGUGGUUGUAUGGCUUGCGAAUGUUACAACAGCUCUAUGUGAGCCAGAAUGCUGUUGAAAGGAUCAGCCCCGAUGCUUGGGAGUUCUGCCAAAGACUAUCUGAACUUGAUUUGUCCUAUAACCAGUUGACCCGCUUGGAUGAGUCUGCCUUUGUAGGUCUGAGCUUAUUGGAGAGAUUGAAUUUAGGGGACAACAGAGUCACUCACAUUGCUGAUGGUGUAUUUAGGUUUCUUUCCAAUCUUCAGACACUAAACUUAAGAAACAAUGAAAUUUCAUGGGCCAUAGAAGAUGCUAGUGAAGCCUUUACUGGACUUACAAGUCUCACUAACUUAAUCUUACAAGGAAAUCAGAUUAAGUCAGUUACAAAGAAAGCAUUCAUUGGUCUUGAAUCCCUUGAGCAUCUAGAUUUGAACAACAAUGCUAUAAUGUCUAUUCAAGAAAAUGCUUUUUCUCAGACUCGCUUGAAAGAACUAAUUUUGAACACAAAUAGUUUGCUCUGUGACUGCCAUUUGAAGUGGUUGCUUCAGUGGCUGGUUGAUAAUAACUUUCAACAUUCAGUGAAUGCAAGUUGUGCACACCCUGAAUGGCUAGCAGGGCAAAGCAUCUUGAAUGUGGAUCUGAAAGAUUUUGUCUGUGAUGAUUUUCUCAAGCCACAGAUAAGAAUACAUCCUGAAACCGCAGUUGCUCUCAGAGGCGUGAACGUGACUCUGACGUGCACUGCAGUGAGUAGCAGUGAUUCACCCAUGUCUGCUGUGUGGCGCAAAGACAGUGAAAUCUUGUGUGAUGCCGAUAUUGAGAAUUUUGUUCGUUAUCAGCAGCAAGCUGGAGAAGCUCUGGAAUAUACUAGUGUCUUACAUCUUUUCAAUGUGAAUUUCACAGAUGAAGGAAAAUAUCAGUGCAUUGUUACUAAUCACUUUGGUUCUAAUUAUUCUGAUAAAGCCAAACUGACUGUGAAUGAGAUGCCAUCUUUUCUGAAAACCCCAAUGGAUUUAACUAUUCGCACUGGUGCCAUGGCCAGAUUAGAAUGUGCUGCAGAGGGGCACCCUGUACCUCAGAUUUCCUGGCAGAAAGAUGGUGGUACUGACUUCCCUGCAGCUCGAGAAAGACGAAUGCAUGUCAUGCCUGAGGAUGAUGUCUUCUUCAUUGCAAAUGUGAAGAUAGAAGACAUGGGAAUCUACAGCUGCAUGGCACAAAAUAUAGCAGGAGGCCUCUCAGCAAAUGCCUCGCUCACAGUCUUAGAGACACCCUCAUUUAUUAGACCGCUGGAGGAUAAGACAGUGACCCGAGGUGAAACUGCGGUAUUGCAGUGCAUAGCUGGAGGGAGUCCUGCCCCGCGCCUCAACUGGACCAAAGAUGAUGGACCACUGCUGGUGACAGAACGACACUUCUUUGCUGCAGCCAACCAGCUUCUCAUCAUUGUAGACGCUGGGCUAGAAGAUGCUGGGAAAUAUACCUGCAUUAUGUCUAACACUCUUGGGACAGAACGUGGUCACAUUUACCUAAAUGUCAUCUCAUCCCCUAAUUGUGACUCUUCCCAGAGUAGCAUUGGGCAUGAAGAUGAUGGCUGGACCACAGUUGGCAUUGUCAUCAUUGUUGUGGUCUGCUGUGUUGUGGGCACUUCUUUGAUCUGGGUCAUUGUUAUUUACCACAUGAGAAGGAAAAAUGAAGACUAUAGUAUCACAAACACAGAGGAGCUUAAUCUGCCUGCAGACAUUCCCAGCUACUUGUCUUCCCAAGGAACUCUGUCCGAGCCCCAGGAAGGCUACAGCAGCUCAGAGGCAGGCAGUCACCAGCAGCUCAUGCCUCCUGCCAAUGGAUACUUACACAAAGGCCCUGAUGGUGGCACUGGUGCUCGGGUUAUCUGCUCAGAUUGUUACGAUAAUGCCAACAUCUACUCCAGGACGCGAGAAUACUGUCCGUACACCUACAUUGCUGAGGAGGAUGUUCUAGAUCAGACACUGUCAAGCCUCAUGGUUCAGAUGCCCAAAGAGACGUACCUGGCACAUCCUUCCCAAGAUGCCACGACCCUGGAGAGCCUGGUAUUAUCAGCAGAUAGAGAGAUGUCUGCCUUUCCCACCAACCAUGAGAGGAUAAAUGAGAAGAAACUUUCUUCUACACAGAUGAGUGGUGAAACACUGCAGCGGCCUCUGUGGAACAUAAGCAAAGAACCAGGCCUGCCUCAUCCUCCCUUUUCCCAGCAGCCCAUCCUUGAGUCACCACAGCUCCAUCGAAAUGAGGGCCUGGCAGAGAGUGAUGCAGACUGCUCCACUUCCCCCAUGCCUUGUCACAGGUUACACGACCGUGCUUUUGAUUUUAGUAGGACUCGGAAUAUUCAAGAUGGUAGUGAGGGCACAUGAAACAUUCCAGGAUGAAAUCUGGGCAAAGACUCAAAUUAAUUAAUUUUGUUAUUUACUACCUCAGAGUUCAGAAGAAACCCCAAAGUCAGCAUUUGCUUUACUCUCUGUCUCCAGUUACAUCUGACCACACCAAGGUGGGCCAGGCGUUUGUUUGGGCUUGUACCUGACAAAGAAGGGGUAAUGGCUGACACAAAUGGGCACCUGUAAUAAACAGUGUGCAGCAGGGGUAGAGGAAGAUACAGGACAGACGUGCUUCUUGAUGGUUCCAUGGGCUGUGCCCGGGGCGCAUUGCUUCUUAGGAAGAGUCUCAGAUGGUCUCAACCAGAAGAAUGAUUCUGAGGAAGAAUUACUGUUCUAGUUUGCCUUCCAGAGAACAAAAAUAACUUUGGAGCCCUCUGGGAAUUGUUCCCGGAAUACUGUCAUCUUUAGCAUAUAGUUGAGAAUGGGCUUUGAUAUUCAAAGUCUUUGGCAAGAAUCUCAGGCUUGACCAACUGUCACCAGGUCAAGUUUUGUAUUCUUGUGAAUCUUUUUGGGGAGGGUGUCCCUAUCACCCAGGGAUCUCAUUGUAAAUAUGUGCAUUUAUAAAUUUUAUAUUCGUUGACCAUAAAUGUUGGCUGCAGUGUAAAUAUUUUUGAUAUGCCAAAAUUAUAUAUGAUAUCCAGUUAUAAUAUUGACAGCAGCUUCUCAGACCAGACAGAUUUUGUGUAUCUUGGAUUAGUGAGUCUAAAGACUGUUUCAAGUUUUAAAAAUGUAUUUGUUAAGUAUAUGUAUAAAGGCAGGGUACCUAGUGAUUGGGUACACAAACACAAUCUUGGUGUAAUUAACCACUUACUUCAUAUCUAAAAAUCCAUACAUCUACUCAUUUGCCACCUGUUUACAAGUGUCAGGCAAUAGUACCUUGCUAGCAUAAAAAGGCUCUUUUCAAAGACACUAGCUGUCUUGUCAUCACCAUAUGCGCAUAAAGGAAAACUUGUUUGGGGAAUAUCUUCUUUCAACAAAGUUCAUAGUUGAUGAGGAAACCAAAGAUUGCUUCUUUUCUGUGUGUGUAUUGUGUGGUUUUUUUAUGUCUCUUCUAUCAAUGCACAGUGAAUCUUAAGGGAAGAGGGCUUUUGGAAGUAGAAGAAUGGACAGAAAUGCUUUGUACAGGUGAUUAUUUAAGCCAAAAAGUUUUUCUGAAUUUCUGAUAGCAAAAAGCUUUAUGUAAACAAAGGACUUAACACUGUAACGCAGUGUAAUAGAUUGAAGUUCUUUGUGCUUUCAGUUUUCCUUAUAUGGGUGGCCAGUUUCUGUUCUCUCAAUCUAGUAAGUAUUAGCUAUGUACUAGAUAACCUCAGUCACUUCAGUGAAAAUAUCUAAGUCAUUGUGCAUUUCAGGGGUUUAAACUCACUAAUUUCUCAGCUUUUUGCUGGAAUUUCAUAUUUGUUUUCAAUCCUAAAUUUUUCUCCCAUAGGCCACAGCACCUCUUGAGCUGUUUUGUACCACCAUACCUUUCUCUUUUUCCUUUUUAAACUGUCAGCCCCUUUUCAUUUUCACUUUGAACUUCUUAAAUAUCUUUUUUUCCCCGUCCUUCCCCUCUUCUUACUCAGUUGUAGUAUAAUUUGUAUCGUCUUAGAAUUAAGAGACCGGAUUUCAUUUCUUGUUCUGAUCCUUUCUAGUUGUAUAAUCAAGGGCCAGUCCCUUUACAACUCAGCCUAGUUUUCUCAUUUAGGAAAUGAGGACGUUUUACUAGAUGCUGUAAAGCCGUUUCCAUCUGUAAUAUUCUAUGAAUCUGUGAUCCCUCCAGGAUCCAAGGAGGAUUAUGCUACUCUGAUAAAAAGCUGCUUUCAUGAAAUGUUUGUUAGAAUAGAACAAGAGUGAUGCUGUUUACUCUGACUUGAGCCAGAUUUAUUUCCUCUGUAGCAGAAGUAAUGGUAUAAGAAAUACUCAUGAGAAGAAAUACUCUGCUUCUAAACAGGAUCAGUAAAUAAGGGUUCUUGACUCCAUUGACAAGCACUCUGUUCUCUGGAACAGCAAGUCUGAGCACUGGUGUCAGAGCACUCCACAGAAUCAGAAUCAGCUGAAGGGUGCACCAUGACUAACCUGUAACUAGUUUGUGACUCCCUGUCCUUUCUGACGUGCUCCAGGUUAUCCCAGUGUUAAUAGUACUCUCACUCACAUUCUGAUAGACUUUCUUAAGUGACAAGGUGGAGUUAGAGCUAGGCUGCAAUUGAGCAUCAACUAUUACUUGUGAGAGGACAAAAUCAGGCUAGACCAGUGCUCUAGAAAAUGCCGACUGCAUGGGUGCCACCUCUGCUCUAGCAGAGGCUGUUCUGUGCCAGUGGUGUCCGAGUCUGGGCUUCUGAUGGCCAGGUUCUCCGUUAUGUCACCUUAGAUGGUUGCAGUGUCCUUCCAGAUACUCCUAGCUUCUCUACAUAACUAAAACACUUGCCUAAAAAACUAGUCAGGAAUUUGUUCAAAUGUGAAUCGCCUACCCCUUGGUCUUAAAAAGUAAUAAUAAACAAUAAACUUUAAUCUUAGGGGAAAUUUCUGAAACUUUUCAUUAUUGCUUAUGUUUUUGACCAAACCAUCAUUAACCAUCUUCUAUAACCAGAAUUAGUGGCUUUAUCAGUGUUGCCUUCCAGAAGCGUAAUGUCUGCCUGUUGCCAAUCUAACCAGGGAUGUUGCAGAGCCAGG
Messenger RNA from Molossus molossus (Pallas's mastiff bat), 5996 nucleotides. It is a transcript of the gene LRIG2, whose product is annotated as leucine rich repeats and immunoglobulin like domains 2. NCBI's taxonomy places the organism in Eukaryota, Metazoa, Chordata, Mammalia, Chiroptera, Molossidae. Gene Ontology annotation, molecular function: protein binding. Bases 126 to 3323 code for a protein of 1065 amino acids. The record is from RefSeq and is a predicted model, not a curated record. The transcript has 18 exons.